AUGGUAUAUCUUCUUCUCGGAUUGAUAGUGGGACUGAAGGGGCCAGCCUUCCUCGACCUUCAGCAGAUUACUGGUGUAGGCACAAGCCAGGGUGCUGCAUUCUUCACAGCUGCAGCCGUUGGGGGAGUAGUUGGAAGUUUGGUCGGCGGUGCUCUCUAUGACAGAUUCAACCGUCACAUAGUGUUGUUUGUGUCAUCCUUCCUGUAUGCUGUGACGUGUGCAAUCAUUCCCUGGUGUUCUGUGUACUGGUCAAUGGUCAUGAUGUUCCUGAUACACGAGCUGGUUACAGGUGCUGCCAGGUCAGGUACGAAUGUGGAGAUCGCGGAAGAGUUUGGAGACGAGGGCAAACCCUUCAUGCAAGCACUGCAUUUCUCCUUCUCUCUCGGGGCAACCGUCGCCCCCUUUGUCCUUGAACCAUUCCUCUCCCAGGAACCUGAGUUGGAUACAACAAACACUUCUUUCACAACAAGUGACCCCUCCUUCAACACAACAGCCUUCAACAUGACGACGGCUAUUGCACCUCGCAGACCAGAAAGUAAUAUCCACUAUGGCUUUCUCAUCGUGGCUAUUCUUGCAGGGUUGUCUUCCUUCGUGUUCCUCAUCAAAUUCUUCCUUGAAAAGAACAAGAAGGGUAUAAGUAGCAUUCGACGGAUGGACGCACAAAGGGACCAUGAUGAAGAAGAAGGUCCAGUGAGGAAGAAGAGAAUUCUCCCUCGACGACUUCUCAUCAUCACACUGGCACUCUUUGCCCUCUUCUACUUCUUCCUGGAUGAGGUGGAAGACACCUCCCCAUCUUUCCUGGCUUUGUUUGUCGUGAAGCAGAUGAAUUGGACCAAGAAAUAUGGUGGACGCCUGUCCUCCGCUUUCUGGGGAUCCUACACAGCUGGGAGGGGGGUUGGCAUCGUCCUCAUCAGUUUCGUCACACACGCCCAGUUCUUCACCAUCUGCUGCAUCGUCCUCUGUGUGUCUCAGCUCGGUCUCCUCCUGUCAGCCACCUAUGGAUUUGGUACUGGUAUCUGGAUCAGCGUUGUUGGUAUAGGACUGGCAAUCUCAGUGGUGUUCCCCGCAAGUCUCACCUGGACAGAAAAGGAGCUUGUCCAACUCUCAGGGAAGCUGAUGGGUGUCAUCUUUGUUGCCUUGAGUCUCGGUGGACUUGCAAACCCUCAGAUUAUUGGCGUCACCAUGGAUCUGUAUUCACCAAUAUGGUACAGUUAUGUUCUAGGGGAGAAGCCCUUCCGCUCGCCUGAGGAUACGGGCCACGGGAGGAAGAAGAGGAAGAGGAGAGACACCCCCUCUCCCGAACCAGCCUCCCGACCUACCACCACCACCGCGUCAGCAGAGUCCCAGACCUCGACGCCCAUCCUGAACGACUCCAGCACUCAGACCACCGCACCAGAGCUCCCUUCCCUUAGCGACGGCCAGACUCAGACCACCCUGGUCGAGUUUAAGGACAAGGACAAGGACCUUAGAGCCGCGCUACUGGGAAAGGCGGGGGGAAUCCUUAGAUACUAUAAGGCUCAUUCCAACCUCGGCGCGGACUGA
This is a messenger RNA of Haliotis rufescens (red abalone), 1542 nucleotides long. RefSeq names its product sodium-dependent glucose transporter 1A-like. Gene Ontology annotation, biological process: transmembrane transport. The record is from RefSeq and is a predicted model, not a curated record. The transcript has 4 exons. Lineage: Eukaryota; Metazoa; Mollusca; Gastropoda; Lepetellida; Haliotidae. Bases 1 to 1542 code for a protein of 513 amino acids.